CUUCCUUUCUUUUUCGCAUUGCGUUGGUUUCGUGUUCUGUCUGGUUCACUGGCCUGGACGUUCUCCUGCAUCUUCUGUCGCUCUGGUGGUCGUCUCUGGGAGGGACUUAAACAGCCCCAGGAGACCUGGAAAUGGACUCAUUGGCCUUUGAGGAUGUGGCUGUAAACUUCACCCUGGAUGAGUGGGUUUUACUGGAUUCCUCACAGAGGAAACUCUACAGAGAUGUGAUGCGGGAAAACUUCAGGAAUGUAGUCUCAGUAGAAGCAAAACAGGAAGACCAUGACAUUGAAGAUCAGGACAAAAACCAGGAGAGAAAAUUACGAAAUCCCAAAGCAGAGAGACACUCUGAAAAGAGAGACAUUAAUUCCUCUGAAGAAAGCUUCAACCUUAUUCCAACUCCCAAUGUGAAGAGAACUCGUGAUAUAAAACCAUGGGAAUGCAGAGCGUGUGGGAAAGUCUUCAUGUAUCAUUCAUCCCUUACUAGACACAUGAAAUGUCACAUUGAAAACAGAUCAGGAGAUCGCCGAAAGUACCGGGAGAAGGUAUAUAAAUGUAAAGAAUGUGGAAUAGCAUUCAUUUUUCCUAGUGCUCUGAAAACCCAUGAAAGGAGUCACACAGGAGAGAAACCCUAUGAAUGUAAGGAAUGUGGCAAAGCCUUCACGUGGCACACAACUUUUCGAAAACACAUGGGAACGCACACUGGAGACUUACCUUACAAGUGUCAGAAAUGUGAGAAAGCAUUCAUUUAUCCCAGUCACCUACGAAUGCAUGAAAGCACUCAUAAAGGACAUAAACCUUAUAAAUGUACAGAAUGUGGGAAAACCUUUGAAAGUCCUGAAACUAUUGAAAUACAUGAAAGGAUUCACAGGGGAGAGAAACCUUAUGAAUGUAAGCAGUGUGGUAAAGCUUUCAAACGUUUGAGGUCCUUCCAGGCACACAAAAGACAUCACACAGGAGAGACACCGUUUGUAUGUAAAACAUGCUCUAAAGUAUUGAAUACUGCCUGGUCGCUACGAAAUCAUGAAAGAAUCCACACUGGAGAAAAACCAUAUAAGUGUAAGGAAUGUGGGAAAGCCUUCUUAUUAAAUGUAACCCUUCAGAAACACAUGAUAACACACACUGGGGAUGGACCUUAUAAAUGCAAAGAAUGUGAGAGAGUAUUCAUUCAUCCCAGUUCUUUUAAAGUACAUGAAAGGAGUCACACUGGAGAGAAACCAUAUCAAUGUGACCAGUGUGGUAAAUGGUACCGGUAUCCAUCAUUUUUAAAAAUACAUCGAAGGACCCAUAGUUGACAGGGGGGACACUUUGAAUGUAUGGGAAUAAAAUGAGAAUGAAAUGUAUGGGAAUGGGAAAUGAAAGGGAAAUGUUCUGUUCCACUUACGUUGACAUGCAUGAAAGAAUUCACACUGGACAGAAACCUGUCAAUUUGAUGGAAAUGUCGGGAAUCUUCCAUUUGUGUCUCAGUCAUUCAGAGACCCAUGAGACUACACACUGGACAGAAAUCAUAUAAAAUGUGAAGAAUGUGGAAAAGGCUUUUCCGAUCUUAGUAGUUUCUGAAACCAUAAAAGGAUUUACUAGGUAAAACCUUGUUUGUAAACAGCCUCAGAAAUACUUCAAUUGGCUGACAUCAUUAUAUGGAAAAACUCCCAUGGAGAAGAUGUGUAAAUGUAAAUAACAUGAGAUAAAUUGAUGGAAAGUAA
Odocoileus virginianus texanus is the source of this 1700-nucleotide messenger RNA. Its product is annotated as zinc finger protein 709-like. NCBI's taxonomy places the organism in Eukaryota, Metazoa, Chordata, Mammalia, Artiodactyla, Cervidae. Gene Ontology annotation, biological process: negative regulation of transcription by RNA polymerase II. The record is from RefSeq and is a predicted model, not a curated record. Gene Ontology annotation, molecular function: DNA-binding transcription repressor activity, RNA polymerase II-specific.